UGGAGUGUGGUGCGGUCGAGCGCUUUUCGUGGAGCUCCAGCCUGGACGUCAGCGAGGAGCUCGGGGCUGAGCUGUGCCCGCCGGAGCAGACGGUGCUGUGCUGCCAGAACCCUGACUGCGACGGCGAGCGGAGGGCGGCCAAGGUAUGUCACCACGUCGAGUGCCAGCAGCUGAGCCGCAGUGGCCCGCUCAGCCUGUGUGAGCUCUGCGACAGCCGCCUCCAUGGCAACAUGCACUUUGAUGGCCACAUCCGCUUCGACCUGCCCCCGCCAGGCUCCAUCCUGGCCCGCAACAUGUCGACACGCUCGUGCCCGCCGCGCACCAGCCCGGCCUCCAACGUGGAUGAGGAGGAGGAGGUUCCAGCAGGGAGCAGAGGGGAGCGGCAGAGCUCGGCGCUGAAGCUGCCCAAGAAGAAGGCUCGGCGCAGGCACACGGACGACCCCAGCAAGGAGUGCUUCACCCUGAAGUUUGACCUCAGCGUCGACAUGGAGGCAGAGAUCGUGCCAGCUGUGAAGAAGAAGUCGCUGGGGGAAGUGCUGCUGCCGGUGCUGGAGAGGAGGGCGAUCGAGCCGGGCAAGGUGCACAUCUACCUGGACCAGUCGCACACACCGCUGUCGCUGCAGUUCGAGGCGUUUCGCUUCGGGGGGCACUUCCUGCGGGUGAAAGCCAGGCCCGGCGAGGAGAUGAAGGUGGAACAGGCGGUGCAGGACGCCAGGCAGCCCACCCUGCCCAUCCUGCAGCCCGGCAGCACUGCCGCACUCCUCAGGCCAGCACUGGAGCUGGUGCCAGGAUGCCGGGAGGGUGCCGACAGCCUGGCUCCGGGACGGCGGAGGAAGAACAUGACGGAGUUCCUGGGAGACAGCAGCAUCCCCAGCCCUGAGCCGGCCCCGCUCGGCAGCGGCUCCCUGCCCGCCAACGGCACCGACACCUGGAAGAACCGGGCUGCCAGUCGCUUCAGCGGCUUGUUCGGCUCCAGCACCAGCGCCGGCACCUUCGGGCGGGAGAGCGAGAGGCUGGAGCAGCUGGUGACCAGGCUGCACGUCUACGGCACCUUCGGGCUGCCCAAGAUGCCGCCUCAGCUCCGCUUUGACCGCGACUCCUGGGAGGAGGAUGGGGACGAGGCCGGGCUGGCACUGGAGGACAGCUGGCAGCAGAUCAUCCGGGGCACAGAGGACCUGUCCCGCCGGCAGUGCCACCAGCAGGAAGCCAUCUGGGAGCUGCUGCACACCGAGGCCACCUACAUCCGCAAGCUCAAAGUCAUCACUGAUCUCUUCCUGUGCUGCCUGCUGAACCUGCAGGAGUCGGGGCUGCUCUGCGAGGUGGACGCCGAGAGACUCUUCGGCAACAUCGGGGAGAUUAUCCGGCUGCACCGCGAGCUGUGGCGCAGCGUCAUGGCCCCGGUGCUGGCCAAGGCGCGCCGGACCGGGGCACUGCUCGACCCCGUGGACUUCCUUGACGGCUUCAAGAUGUUUGGGUCCCUCUUCAAGCCCUAUGUGCGGUACUGCAUGGAGGAGGAGGGCUGCAUGGAGUACAUGCGGGCGUUGCUGCGGGACAGCGAGCUCUUCCGCACCUAUGUGACGUGGGCCGAGAAGCACGAGCAGUGCAGCCGCCUGAAGCUCAGCGACAUGCUGGUGAAGCCCCACCAGCGCCUCACCAAGUACCCGCUGCUGCUCAAGUCCGUGCUGAAGAAGACAGACGACCCCCGCGCCCGCGACGCCAUCACCACCAUGGUUGGCUCUGUCGAGCGCUUCAUCAACAAUGUCAACUCGCGGAUGCGGCAGCGGCAGGAGCAGCAGCGCCUGGCCGCCAUCCUCAGACGCAUCGAUGCCUAUGAGGUGGUGGAGGGCGGCUCGGAUGAGGUAGACAAGCAGCUGCUGAAGGAGUUCCUGCGGCUGGACCUGACGGCGCCCAUCCCCGGCACCUCAGCGGAGGACACGCGGCAGCUGCUGCUCGAGGGCAGCCUGCGCAUGCGGGAAGGUAAAGACAGCAAGAUGGACGUCUACUGCUUCCUCUUCACCGACCUCUUCCUCAUUACCAAGCCCCUCAAGAAGGCUGAGCGCACCAAGGUGAUCCGGCAGCCCUUGCUGGUGGACAAGGUGGUCUGCCGGGAGCUCAGGGACCCAGGCUCCUUUGUCCUCAUCUACCUGAACGAGCUGGGGAGUGCUGUGGCCGCCUAUACGUUCCAGGCCAGCGGGCAGUCGCUGUGCCGCAGCUGGGUCGAGGCGGUGCGCAACGCCCAGAACCUGCUGCAGCGGCUGCGGCAGCACCGGCGCCUGCAGGAGGAGGAUGAGGAGGACGGUGACAGUGACGCCUCAGCUGCCAGCUCACCCACCGUCCUGCGCUGUGGCAGCGCCAGCCCAGACUCGCAGCAGUGCCCCUCGGACAGCUCCACUGAAACCCUCGCCAUGGCGGCGGUGGACGGCAGCGAUGAGCUCUCCUCUCCAGACUGGGAUGCGAGGCCCUUCAGCUCGACGUCCGACGGCUCCUCCAUCAGCACCGGCACGUCUGCCGACACCCACACCUCCACCGAGACCCCCGUGCGGGACCUGCCGGCGGGUGCCCUGCCCGUGCCCCUGCCCCACGGCGCAGCCUCCCCAGCCGGCGGCUGCCGCUCGUCCUCCAUCGACAGCGCCUACGGCACCCUCUCCCCCACCUCCCUGCGGGACUUCGGCCAGCAGCCCGAGGGGGUGGCCAAGGAGGAGCAGGAAUUCCCCUCAGCCCCUCGCCCCACCUCACCCCGCCUGCGCCGCCGGACGCCCGUGCAGCUCUUGCCCUGCCCGGACAGGGUGCUCAAGUCCAAGUCGGAGGCCUGCCUGCCCCAGCUCCUGCCCCCCGGCCCCCUGGCUCCCCUCAGCCAGAGCCACAGCCUCUCUGACCUUUGUGCAGGCCCCCCCGGGACUGGCCGGGUCGCCAGCCCCCCGCCUGCCCCCGGCAGCAGCAGCAGCUCCACCUCCGAGCUCUCGGAGCCGGAGGAGCCGGCGCAGAGUCCGGCAUCGCUCCCACGGCAGCUCAGUCGCGACCCCCCCACCCGCUGCCCGCCGGACCCUCUCAGACCCGCAGCCGGCACAACACCGCAAGCUGACGCUGGCACAGCUCCACCGCCUCCGGACCACGCUGCUGCUCAACUCCACGCUGACGGCCUCGGAGGUCUGAGAGCCGCCGGGACAGACGGAUGGACGGAUGGACGUGCGGCCCCACUGUGGAGCUGCUCCCACUUCUGACCGUAGCGUAACGCCGGGGCCGGACCAAGCGGGCGGGGGAUGCCACACGCUGGGGACACGGGUGGGGGACGCAGGACGGUCCCCCAGGCAAGGCCGUGCCCUGGGCUUGGCGGCGCGGGGCUGCUCCCCGAAGCGAGGACGGACACAGCCCGGGGCUGGAGCUGAGCCCUUGUCCAGAGAUGAGGGGUGGUAUUGGGCAGGGGGAAGCAGGGGGUUGCCGGGUCCGUGGGGCAAGGACGUUGGCGGGAGUGAGUGGGGAAGGUGCUGAGAGGGAUGUGCCUGCUGUGGGCAGCAUGGGGAGGAGGCUGGGGCUGGUGGCCAGAGCAGAUGGUGCUGGGCUGGGCCAGGGCGGGGGGUGACCCCGGGGUCUGGCCAGGGCAGGGUUUGCCCUGUGGGGUGGGACGAGCGGCAGCAGACAGUGGGGCCGGAGCGUGGGAGCCGUGGCAAAACGUGGUGGCAGCUGGAGCGCUGGCUGCCGUCCUGUGCCGGGCUGUGCUCCACGCCCCGGCACAGCAUUAAACCCACCUGAUGCAC
This is a messenger RNA of Colius striatus (speckled mousebird), 3755 nucleotides long. RefSeq names its product pleckstrin homology and RhoGEF domain containing G5 (gene PLEKHG5). Gene Ontology annotation, cellular component: plasma membrane; axon; endocytic vesicle. Bases 231 to 3221 code for a protein of 996 amino acids. Gene Ontology annotation, biological process: Rho protein signal transduction; endothelial cell migration. The transcript is spliced from 22 exons. Gene Ontology annotation, molecular function: guanyl-nucleotide exchange factor activity. NCBI's taxonomy places the organism in Eukaryota, Metazoa, Chordata, Aves, Coliiformes, Coliidae. The record is from RefSeq and is a predicted model, not a curated record.